Messenger RNA from Pollicipes pollicipes, 354 nucleotides. RefSeq names its product rho guanine nucleotide exchange factor 17-like. Bases 13 to 354 code for a protein of 113 amino acids. Lineage: Eukaryota; Metazoa; Arthropoda; Thecostraca; Pollicipedomorpha; Pollicipedidae. The transcript has 4 exons. The record is from RefSeq and is a predicted model, not a curated record. Gene Ontology annotation, molecular function: guanyl-nucleotide exchange factor activity. Gene Ontology annotation, biological process: actin cytoskeleton organization.
GAUAUAUUCCAUAUGAUUCCUGAAAUCCUGGAGAUUCACGAAGACUUUCUGCGUGAGCUGAUGAUGCGCGCUGACAACUGGAGCAGUCAACAGGGCAUCGGGAUGGUCUUCCUCGACAAGCUAACAGCACCGGUUGUGCUGGACACGUACACGGCGUUCGUCAACAACUGGCCCACAGCGCGGGAGGCGCUGCGGCGCGCCUGUCAACUUAAGCCCGGACUGGCCAAGUUUCUGGAGAGCUUGGAGCGCUCAAACAAACGGAAGCUCAGCUUCACCCACCUUCUCAUCAUGCCCGUGCAGAGGAUACCCGGUACGAGCUCCUACUCAGGUGAGAUAAGACGCCAGUUACCGUAA